GUCAGUUGAUUGCGGGAGGCGGGACCGAGGGAACCGGAGCAACAGGUUCACCCCUUCCCGGGUGAUAAGGUCCUUGAGCCCGGGCAGCACAUCAGCGAAAUACCAGCAGAUACCCACACAGUGUUUGGGGAUCUAUACUGUCUUUGAAAUUUUGACCAUAGUAAUAGCACCAGUACUGUCAGAACAAUGGGGAACACCAGCAGUGACCGUAUGGGAGCAGAUCGCCAUGGAGGAUCUAAAUCCCACCGCAGUGAUAGCAUGGGAUCUUCUCCAUCAUCAAAAGAAAAUGAACGUCCUAAAAUCAUGGUGGACAGCACAGAUGACCCCAAUAUUUUUCAUACACAAGACUCAAAGCCUCUCACUGAUAAGGAAUUUGUGUCCUGGCAACCUGACAUAGACGAAUCUGUAAAAUUUCCUAAGCAAGCUCGCCCCACUGUUAUUCGUUGGGUAGGUGGAGGGAAAGAGGUGUUCAUAUCUGGAUCCUUCAACAACUGGCAUACCAAGAUUCCACUUAUUAAGAGCCAUAAUGACUUUAUUGCUAUUCUUGAUCUACCAGAAGGCGAACACCAAUACAAGUUUUUUGUAGAUGGGCAAUGGGCUCAUGAUCCUUCAGAGCCAGUAACAACCAGUCAGCUCGGGACAAUCAAUAACGUCAUUCAAGUGAAGAAAUCUGACUUUGAAGUAUUUGAUGCCCUUAAACUGGACUCACUAGAGUGUUCAGAUACUUCAGAUUUGUCAAGCUCCCCUCCAGGUCCAUACCAUCAGGAUAUAUAUGUGUUGAAGCCUGAAGAACGUUUUAAGGCACCUCCCAUUUUACCUCCCCAUCUGCUCCAGGUCAUUCUCAACAAGGACACACACAUUUCAUGUGAUCCUGCUUUACUACCUGAACCAAACCAUGUGAUGUUGAAUCAUCUAUAUGCACUUUCCAUAAAAGAUGGCGUGAUGGUUCUUAGUGCCACCCAUCGAUAUAAGAAGAAAUAUGUUACUACUUUACUCUAUAAACCAAUCUGAUCUGCCAUCCCAAUAGUCAGCAUGCCCAAAUGGUAAAUUAAUGUCUGUUAGUUGGCCAGUCAGUGAUGGAGCUUCAUUAGGAUUUUAGCAGUUGUGUUGGUUGCCUUCUACAUAAUAGUUACAAGCACUUUACCAGAUUGACGUACAAGUGUGACACUGAAUACUAUGGUAUCAGCUAGGGCAAUGCAGAAUGUUCACUUUAGACUUGUAUUUUGGGAAACUUGAAAUGCAUCUGAAAUCGAGGAACUGUCUCAGUCAUGAUGAGCUGCUAUAUAGGGAAAAGCUUACUGUUGAAAUUCAAAAGAUUUUCUAGUGAAAUAUUUCUAAAAGCUUGCCUAAUAUUCUAAUGUGUAUUACAUUUGACUUUGUGGGGGGUGGUUACAACUUUACCUUUUUGUUCUAGAAAUUAAAUUUUUUGAUUAAAACCAGUUUAGUAUGUAGAAUGAAAUCUAGCUUUCAGCAGUACGCUAUCUUUUAAUACCUGAACCUUUAUAUGUAUCAGCGCACUUCUUUGAUGCACUGGUGUGAAUGUUUUUGAAGGAACCUAUUAUCUAGAAUAUCGGUUUGCAAAAUGUGAAGUACAUUAAAUAAUGGAUUCCCCCACAGCUAGCAAAUGUAUUUACAAAGCUGUUAAAGGAUUGACAAAAAUAAAACAAAAAAUUGUAGUUUGAAGUUAGAGUUAGAAUAUUAUAAACUUGCUAAAACUUCAUUUGCACAGAGUUGAUGCAUUGAAUAGAGGAUUUGUGUUGUGGUUUAAAUGAUGGUAAAUAAGUUCAGAAUGAUGUUGAUUGGUGAAACUGGCAGACAGGUGAAAUUAAAUGCAGAGAAGUGUGAACUGAUACAUUUUGGUAGCAGAAUGAGAAAUGGCAAUAUAAACCAAAUUGUACAAUUGUAUGGAGGGGGAGGUGCAGGUACAGAACUGAACAAAGAUCCUAGAGUGUGACAGGACAAGUUGAGAAGUUUUUUCAUUAAAGAAAAGCAUCUGGGAUCCUUGGCUUUAGCAAUAGUGACUUUUGAGCAUGAAAAGUAAUAUAUUAUCUAAAAUCUUUGCAAGAUUUACUCAGAUGUACCAAGAGUGAGGGACUUCAGUUAAGUGAACAAAAUAAAAAAAUCCUGGGUUAUUCUCUGGAGAGCAGAGAUGGUUGAGAUGAUGAACGAUCUUGGUGUAAAUAAGGAAGAAUAGUUUUCAAUGGUCAAUAACCAGCGGAUAAGAAUUUAGAUCGAUUACAAAAGAACUAGAAGCAGCAUUUGUGGAGAACACGUUGUCGUGAUCUGGACUGCACUACCUGAAAGGAUUCAGUAGUAACUUCCAAAGGGAAUUGGAUAAGUACUUGAAGGGAAAAUAUUUAGAGUUAUGCGGAAAGAGCUGGAGGGUGGGAUAAUCACUCUUUCGAAGAGCCAUCACAGGUGCAUUGACUGAUUGGCUUCCUUCAGUGCCAUGUCAUUCAGCAAUUGUAUGAAAGGACAGCUAAAACAUUAUACCUAAAAUGGUUUUCCAGAUCAAGUUGAUCUAACUGAUUUUUCUGCCAGCUAAAUUACUGCCAAGUGACAUGUCAAGAAUCUUUAUUUCAGUUCAAGAUGCAGGGACAUUUAAUCUUAAUCAGCUCUAAUAAUUGAAACUAAUCUAAAGCUGCAAAUUAAAAGUGCACGGGCAUAAAGAUUUGAAAUAACCAUCUUGUUUGAAUACACAAUCUAAUAUCUGGUGUUGUUGCUCAACUUCAGAAACUCUGAAUUGGGAAAUAAUUGUUAUAUUCCCAAGUAUUUAAUGCAAUCGCUGGAUGAUUUGUCAUUUACUAGCAGAACUGGAGUAUAGGGACUAUGCAUUGCAAGCUAAAUUUGUUACUUUCUUGGCACAUUAAAGAUUUAGCAAUCCUCGAACUUGUUCCCUUUGAAACAAAUGGGAAAUGUGACAUUUGAGUUGUACUCCAGAGACAAUACCAAAUGAUCCAGUGUUCUUAGUGCAGUGUGAAUUGUUUGAUUAAUUUCAAAGCCUUAUAUUGUUGUUUCUUUUAACUCCUUUGUGGUUGAAUAGCAAAUGGUUGUCCUCUAGAAGUUUUUUCUGGAGGACAAAGUGGUCUAGAUUUGUGUGUGAAAUGGCAUGAAUAUUCCAGUCCUUACAGAUACUGGAGUGCACUUAUUGUAUAAAUUGAUGUGUAUACUAUACAAGGUUGUAACGAAAAUAAAGUAUCUCAGCUUAUUACAAAAUGGGUGGUGCUUUCUUAACCAUAAAACCCCACUUUUAUUUUGUAAUGUCUAACAGUCACAGUUCACACAAAUCUGCAAGGAUGAUGCAUUUUCUUAUCACAGGCUUUGAAGGCAAGGUGAACUUGAUAUGUCGGAGCUUGAAAUCACUUGAAUCAGUCGUUUUCUUAUUUAACAUUAGU
Messenger RNA from Rhincodon typus (whale shark), 3395 nucleotides. RefSeq names its product 5'-AMP-activated protein kinase subunit beta-2-like. Lineage: Eukaryota; Metazoa; Chordata; Chondrichthyes; Orectolobiformes; Rhincodontidae. Gene Ontology annotation, cellular component: cytoplasm; nucleus; nucleotide-activated protein kinase complex. Gene Ontology annotation, biological process: signal transduction. Gene Ontology annotation, molecular function: protein kinase binding. The transcript is spliced from 8 exons. The record is from RefSeq and is a predicted model, not a curated record. Bases 187 to 1011 code for a protein of 274 amino acids.